Molecule: messenger RNA, 195 nt
Organism: Fusarium proliferatum ET1
Lineage: Eukaryota; Fungi; Ascomycota; Sordariomycetes; Hypocreales; Nectriaceae
Exons: 1
Coding region: 1-195 (64 amino acids)
Source: RefSeq, a predicted model, not a curated record
AUGUGCACCGAAGAAGUCUACAACUAUGAAUGCCCCAAAUGCGGCAGAGAUCACAGAGCAGACAGAGAUUACAAGAUGUGCAGUACGGGUCGCAGGAAAAACAAAUGGGGCGCCUGCGGAAAGUCUUCGGUGGAGCGGCAUAAUCGUAUAGAGACUUGCCCGACUUGUAUCGCGAAGGCGAAGAAGCGAAGUUAG